Molecule: messenger RNA, 180 nt
Organism: Dentiscutata erythropus
Lineage: Eukaryota; Fungi; Glomeromycota; Glomeromycetes; Diversisporales; Gigasporaceae
Source: the annotation of a GenBank genome assembly
AUCAUGGGACCUACACUUUUUGAUGAACUUCGUUGGACUUCAAUACUAAGAUCGCUAUCUCUUUCAGACUUACAAGAAAUUCUACAAAACACCAGUAUAGGUAUCAUUAAAUCUGUAUAUUUUAUUUCAAGAAAAAAUUCAACCGAUGAGACUGCAAUGAAACAAAAAGAAGCAAAAUAA